Molecule: messenger RNA, 4738 nt
Organism: Protopterus annectens (West African lungfish)
Lineage: Eukaryota; Metazoa; Chordata; Ceratodontiformes; Protopteridae
Gene: CTBP2
Product: C-terminal binding protein 2
Exons: 9
Coding region: 1-3051 (1016 amino acids)
Molecular function (GO): transcription corepressor activity; NAD binding; oxidoreductase activity, acting on the CH-OH group of donors, NAD or NADP as acceptor
Source: RefSeq, a predicted model, not a curated record
AUGCCUGUUCCUAGUAAACACACAAAUAUUGGUCGUUCUCAGAGCUGGGAUGCUACUGAGUGGUACGAAGGCAAUUGGGAUAGUGAGAGUUUGUCAGAAUAUCCAAGACCUGCUGUGAGAAGAAACUCUGUGACGUAUAGUGGGGACAGAGACUUUUACACUACACUUGCUGUUAGAGCUCAUAAUACCAACUUUUCAGGGGGCGCUAACUUAAAACAAGAGUCCUGCUCUCACCAAGAUUUGGCAUUGAAUCAUGGUUAUCCAGAUGGUCUUGAACAUCGAGCCAUAAAUAAGAGAUCUGUUUCUGACUUUAUUCAUCCUUACGAAAAGCAAAAUACCAUGUCUGUAAGAAAUACUCUGCCACCACAAGAUUACUACAGUGAUGCAGCUCUGCCUGCUAGACAACUUGAAGAUCCACGAUAUUAUAGGGACCAAAUGCUUAACAGAUCUCCAGCUCAGAAUUAUGGGAUGACAAAUGUUAGAGUGUCAUGGGAUCAAGCACAAGGUCGGGCACCUCCUCCUUCACAUGAAGCAAGCCACAUGUACCAAGAUAGUGCUGGUAAGAUAAUAACUGAAGGUCAGAGGCUCCGUACUCGAGACAGUUCUCCUGCUAGGUAUGGUGCUGACACUGCUAAUCCUAGGUAUGGAACAGAGGCACCAGCCUUUAGCAGGCAAGUUUACAAUGAUGUGGCAGGAAGGCCUGUAGAUCCCAUGUCUCACAGACAGACUGCUCCCACUUGUCUUGUUAUGGAUUCAGCAGGUACUCCAGUCAUGGAUGGUCCCAUGGAAAGACCCCAGUCUUCAGUGCCAGUUAAUCGCAGCUAUGGUCCUGUAAGGGAUAGUAUGAACUCAAAAGUGGUGUAUGAUGGCUAUGAUAAUGCCAUGAUACAAUCUCAUACACAAGCUGUUGCCACUGCCGUACAAGGGACAGAUUUAAAGAAGAAUCUGGACCCAGAAUUUCUUUCCCUUUUGCGUUCUGAAGGAUUAUCUGAAAGUACUAUUGGUGCAUUGCUGCAGCAAGGGUUUGAUUCCCCCAGCCUCCUAGCCAUGAUGGAAGAUAAUGAUAUCAGGCAGGUAGCCUCUAACCUCGGACAAGCACGAAUGCUUUCCCGUGUUGUCCAUAACUAUAAAGCAGAAAUGCAACUGCUUAGACAAGAUAUGCAAGGUAAUGCAGUGCGUUCCAGAACCCGAUCUAAUAGUUUCAGUCAUCGGGGUGAACUUAUGCGCAGUGAGUAUGGAGUCCAGGGCAGUACAGGUCCUUUGUUAGAUGGAGUUGUUAUGCAGCAGCCUACUGGAUCACUUCAACCAGCUGAAAUAAGUCGUCGUCCAUCAAGUGCUCCUUCACAGCAUCUUUUAGAAACUACAACAUACUGUAUGCCAGGAACUGGUCGACAGAGUAACCAUUUUCCAUCAUCUGGGUAUGUCAGUCCCAUCCCGACAAAUCUGCAGAAUCGCACUGUGUCAGCCUAUUCUCCCUCUGGAGUGAUAAUGAAUGCGGUACAGAGUAUUCCAGCUUCGGUGCCGAAAACAGCAUAUCCAACUUCUUACACAGUACCUAUGGAGCUUAUGAAGAGGGAGCGCAACCUUCCUAUUUCCCCACUACAUAGUCCACGCAGCAGUCCACAGCUUCUUCGAAAGCAUGGAACUCCUACAGAGUCAACACUGAUGCCUGGAAACCAGAACCUUCAGAUACAAAAUUCUACUAGUCAGAAAGUUACCAGGCGAACUGGACCACCAGUCAUUGUCUCCAGCAUGUCAUCACCUGAAUCAAGUAUCCGUCCGCAGAUCAUGAAUGGUCCCAUGCACCCACGUCCUUUAGUGGCAUUGUUGGAUGGCAGAGACUGUACUGUGGAAAUGCCAAUCCUGAAAGACUUGGCCACUGUUGCAUUCUGUGAUGCACAGUCGACUCAGGAAAUCCAUGAAAAGGUUUUGAAUGAAGCAGUGGGAGCCAUGAUGUACCACACCAUCACGCUUACUCGCGAAGAUCUUGAGAAGUUCAAGGCCUUGAGAGUCAUUGUUCGAAUAGGCAGUGGCUAUGACAAUAUCGACAUUAAAGCUGCAGGGGAAAUGGGAAUUGCAGUUUGUAAUAUUCCCUCAGCAGCAGUGGAAGAGACUGCAGAUUCAACAGUAUGUCACAUAUUGAACCUUUAUCGACGGAAUACGUGGCUGUAUCAAGCAUUACGUGAAGGUACUAGAGUACAAAGUGUUGAGCAGAUCCGGGAAGUGGCCUCCGGGGCAGCUCGUAUUAGAGGGGAGACUCUGGGCCUUAUUGGAUUUGGUCGUACUGGUCAAGCAGUUGCAGUCCGAGCCAAGGCCUUUGGUUUCAAUGUGAUAUUUUAUGACCCAUAUCUCCAGGAUGGAAUAGAGAGAUCUCUGGGAGUUCAGCGGGUAUACACUCUCCAAGACCUGUUGUAUCAAAGUGAUUGUGUGUCACUACACUGUAAUCUGAAUGAACACAAUCAUCAUCUUAUUAAUGACUUCACAAUUAAGCAGAUGAGGCAAGGGGCAUUCCUGGUGAAUACAGCCCGUGGAGGACUUGUAGAUGAGAAAGCUUUAGCCCAAGCCUUAAAAGAAGGGAGGAUACGGGGUGCAGCCCUUGAUGUCCAUGAAUCUGAACCUUUCAGCUUUACCCAGGGUCCUUUGAAAGAUGCUCCUAACCUGAUCUGCACACCACACACUGCCUGGUACAGUGAGCAGGCAUCACUGGAGAUGCGGGAAGCUGCUGCUACUGAGAUUCGAAGAGCAGUUACAGGUCGCAUUCCUGAUAGUUUGAGAAACUGCGUCAACAGAGAAUUCUUUGUCACGACAGCUACGUGGUCAGUGAUGGAUCAGCAAGCAGUGCAUCCUGAGCUUAAUGGUGCCACAUACAGAUACCAGCCAGGAGUAGUGGGUGUAACACCUGGAGGAAUUCCUGCAGCAAUGGAGGGGAUUUUACCUGGAGGUGUCCCUGUUACCCAUACUCUUCCAGCAGUGGCCCAUCCUUCUCAAGCUCCAUCUCCCAACCAGCCAACCAAACAUGGAGAUAACAGAGAACAUCCUAAUGAGCAAUAGCAUCAUGAGGGACCUAGCUCUGGGAUUAAUUUGGGACCAAGUGACAUUCCAAACACCAGAUAAACUGAAAUGAAGGAAAGCAAGCUUCCAUUAAUUUGUCAGUUUGUUUUUUGGACAAAUGCCAGCUUUGGAUGUUCCAGUGUUAUAUGAAGAGCAAGAAUGUUGUACGAGCCCAGAAAACGCACCACUUCUUGCAAAAGCUCAGAAGGACUUUGUGUGAUAUGACAAAUUUUCCUGUUAGUAAUUGUGUGUUUGAUUUUUUUCAUCCUAGUGUCUUUUUACCAAGGAAAUGUACUAGAUUGAGUUUCUUUUGCUCUUAGAUAUGGGUAUGAAAUUGUAGAAAAUGAAAAAGCAUCAAAUACUGGAAAAAAAACAUGUCCUUCAGCAUGUAGCUAUACUGAGAUAUGAAAUCAGAAGUUCAGUAUCAAAGUAAAAAAAGUUUUUUUACCACACUUAUGAUGCUACUGACUGUUGGUUUAACACACCAGUCAGAUGUUGGAGAAGAUUGUUGGUUAUUUUACAGGCUAAAAUAUCAAAUCCCCUUCACACUUCAGUGUGUGCCCCAAUGAAAAUCUUUAAUAGAACAUGUACUGGAGUAGUCACUUUACAUGUGAAAUACUCCUAGCUGUAUAGCAGAUACAUCAAUACUUUCAGAACACAAUGAGCUGUGUGAGGCUGUUUGUAUAAUUUCUGUUCUAGUUUUAGCAUAAAGUUUAGUGGGUGAGGUACAGUCAUUUUACCAAUCACAAUGCAGAUGUAAAGUAAAAAUGGAACCUACCAGGGCACUAUCCAAAUCAGGAAGUCCUUAAAUCCCUCUUAAAAAUAAACGUUUCCCACUUCCCAAAUUCACUUUAGUCAGCAGCAAAGUUGCAUCUGGGUGAAUAUUUGAUUCCCUUAUAACAAAAUGAAUAAUUCAAGUUAUAUUCAUUUUAUGUUGAAUUCUUCACCUUAAAAAUCAUAAGGCAAGUCAAACUAUUAAUAUGAAAUUUUGGUAGAACUCCCUUAAUGUACUUCUGUUUGCAUUUAGGAAAAUUACAGUUCACCCAAACAAAUGUCAGUUAUUGCAUUGAUAUCAUUCAUUCUCAAGUCUCACAUCUCAGCAAAAAGCUGUGAAAAGUUUUCAGCUGCACAGCUCAUGACAGUCUAGGAAAAAGGUACAUGAUCCUUGGCAAAAAAAAACGUAUUGUUCUCUUCAGUUUUGCAGCUCUAUAUGUAUGUUAAACCUUGGACUGGAAAUGGUUCAGGAUUUCAUUUACAUUUCCCUUCAUCUCAGGAAAACAUGUUGUUUUUAUCAUUUAUGUUUUCUGUAUGAACAACUUUUAUUCAGUACCCACUUUUUUAGACAAGAGUCCUUUUUCAUGUGGUAUUUUCUAUAAAGAAUACUUCAGAUAUGUUAUUAGUUGUUUCAGAUUUUUGAAAUGUCUAAUUAGAUUUGUAUUGACUAUGUAAUUGUUCUCUUCAUAUUCCUUGUGAAUCUCAUCAUGGUUUGUUUACGAUGGCCAGUUUUAAGCCUUUGUAUGGGUGUAUUGCUGAUCCUGAUAAACAAACCCAAUACCAGAACAAGUCUCAAAGCAGAAAACGGCUGUCAGAACUACGUUUUUAGAGUGAGUUUCUGUAAUGUAUUUGUUUAUUGUAAAGGUGAACAUUUAGUGUUCAGUGCAGUUUUAAAUAAAAAGUUGGAAUCAGA